AUGCAAAUAUUCCACUUUUUCAAUUUUUCUAUCUUCUUCUUCUUCAUCUCUAUAGCAAAUGCUUACUGGCGUCCUAAAAAUCCUUGGACCACUGAACUUUCUGAAUUGUUAGCUCUACACAAUGCAUACCGACAAGCUGUGAAAUACGGUAAAGUAGCAGAUCAACCACCAGCGGUGAAUAUGGCACACUUACAAUGGUGUUUUAAAUUAGCUUCACUCUCUCGGAACUGGGCGAUGAGAUGUCAAAGUGAACGCAGUAAUAUGACAAUGAGGCAAGGCGCAUCAUGGAAAUAUGUUGGUCAAAGUGUAGCUGUUGUUUCAAAUGUCAGAAAUGCAGUUAUUCAGUGGUUCAGUGAGCAUAACAACUACAACUUCAUAACGAAUCAAUGCAAAGAAAAGAAAACAUGUGCAAACUAUAAACAAACUACUUUAUCACGAUCUCAAUGUUCUGUUCAACAGUUUACUAAUGCGUGA
This is a messenger RNA of Heterobilharzia americana, 474 nucleotides long. The record is from the annotation of a GenBank genome assembly. NCBI's taxonomy places the organism in Eukaryota, Metazoa, Platyhelminthes, Trematoda, Strigeidida, Schistosomatidae.